Molecule: messenger RNA, 3265 nt
Organism: Chenopodium quinoa (quinoa)
Lineage: Eukaryota; Viridiplantae; Streptophyta; Magnoliopsida; Caryophyllales; Amaranthaceae
Product: probable inactive receptor kinase At5g58300
Exons: 4
Coding region: 1094-3022 (642 amino acids)
Biological process (GO): protein phosphorylation
Molecular function (GO): ATP binding; protein kinase activity; protein binding
Source: RefSeq, a predicted model, not a curated record
AAAAUAACGGUUAAAAAAAAACAAGUACUACUCCGUAAAAGAAGAUUCCUUGAAGCAAAUAACGUUUAAUAGCAUCUCGAGGUCAGUCCUUUAAACAAAAAAAGUAAAACCCGCAAAGUGAACAAACAACGCAGCAAAACCGCAAUUGCUUCCCCAUAUCUGCACUCACACAUUAUCACACAACACUCCAUUUCUCAUUUUCUCCUCAUCACUUUGCUCAUCCCUAAACCUCUUCACUACCACUGUACUUCCCACCUUUUUUUUCUUUUUCUUUUCUUUUUUGACCAAUCUCCCUCUCCUUCUUACUCGUAAUUCUUUAUUCCCCUCGGGUUUUCUUUUUAAAUGCAUCACUUUCCUAAAUCGAGUGUAUGUUAUUAUAACAAAGGGAGUCCACUCCUGUACAAAACUUGACACUACUGAACUGUAUCACACUCACUAUUUCCUUUUUUUUUUUUUUUUUUUUUUCUCUUUCUCAUUUUAUGCCAAAACCAACUUCCCUUUUUCUCUCUCUUCUUUUUUUUCUACCAAAAAUUUUUAUUCUGGGUCCAUCAUAAAAUUCCCUCUUUUUCUUGCUUUCUGUCUCUAUUAAUCACUCAAUUUCAGUAACUCAUUUUUUGUAGUUGAGGGUCUUCAAAGAGAAACUCACUUAAUGCCAAAUUCCUCUUAAUACAACAAAAGCGUUGUAAAAAAUCUAAAAAUUGGUUUACCAACACUUUUUUCCGUCGGUUUCUUCUGAAAUGAGUGAAAUCCAAAAUUGCUAAAAGAACUCACUCAUUUCACUGAAUUUCAUCUGGGUUUCUUCUACAUUGGUGGAUUUCUCUGCAUUUUUGGCUCCCCUGUUUUUUCACAAGGAAGCGAGAUAAAUGAAGUGGAGCAAUGGGAAUGGCUAAGUUCUCUCUGAUGGUGAAGAUAUUUAGUCGAUGUCAUGAAAAAUAGUAUUUAGUGAGGAUAACUUGUUCCUGUCAGCCUCUCCCUUCAGAUGCAAUAGUCAUAGAGGCUUUCUUAUUGAGACAGAAUAUUGAAACCACGGCACUGCCUCAUGGUUUUAUUUCUGCAUCUAGCAUCUUAAUAUAGCUUCAGCAGAAAAUCCACCAUGAAGCGUCAAUCCUCCUUGCUAGAACUUUCCGUCUUUCUUAUCCAAGUUGCUAUACUUCCUCUCAUUUGUGCUGACUUGAACUCAGACAGGAAAGCUCUUCUUAACUUUAUAGCGAAUGUUCCACAUGGCCGAAAGCUUAACUGGGAUGUUGCUUCCCCAAUAUGCACCACUUGGGCUGGUAUUACUUGCAAUACUGAAGGAACCCGUGUCGUUGCUGUCCAUCUCCCAGGAAUUGGUCUUGUUGGCUCUAUACCAUCCGGCACCAUUGGGAAACUAGACGCACUUGAAAUCCUAAGUUUAAGAUCAAACAGCCUUCAUGGAAAAAUUCCCACUGAUGUUGCUUCUUUACCAUCACUGCAAUCUUUAUUCCUCCAAUCAAAUAAUUUCUCCGGGAGCAUUCCCGAAACACUAUCUCCUAGACUUAUGUUGGUCGACUUAAGCUUUAAUUCCUUCACAGGAAGAAUUCCACCAACUAUCAAUAAUUUGACAAGGCUUAUGGUGUUAGAUCUCCAAGAUAAUAUGCUUUCAGGACCUAUCCCUGAUCUUAACCCUCCAAGGCUCAAGGUUUUAAACAUAAGUUACAACAAGUUAAAUGGCGAAAUUCCAUAUUCACUGAAGAAGUUCCCUAGUUCAUCAUUUUUGGGGAACUCCUUAUGUGGGUCGCCUCUGGACAAUUGCUCCUCGAGUAGCCCAUCACCUGCUCCAGCUUCCUUGGCAUCUCCGUCAACACUCCCUAUGAAGAGCAAAACUGGCAAUCGCGGGAAAUUGAAAAUAGGUGCCAUCAUUGCUAUAGUAAUAAGCAGCACUUUUGUGUUGUUUCUUGCUAUAGUGAUUUGCUUAUUAUGCUGUUUGAAGAGAAGAAAUGUAGAAGAUAGUGCGGUUGAUAAAGGGAAAGAAGCGAAUGCCAAGAAGGGUAAAAACCAGUUGCCAAAGGAAGACUUUGGGAGUGGUGUGCAAACAGCUGAGAAGAACAAAUUGGUCUUCUUUGAAGGAUGCUCAUAUAACUUUGAUCUUGAGGACUUGCUUAGGGCUUCAGCGGAGGUUCUUGGGAAAGGGAGCUAUGGAACAGCAUACAAAGCAAUUUUGGAUGAGGGAAUUGUUGUGGUGGUAAAACGGCUGAAGGAGGUGGGAAUUGGAAAGAGGGAAUUUGAGCAACAAAUGGAGAUGGUUAGCAAGGUUGGUCAACAUCCAAAUCUUGUGCCUCUUCGGGCUUACUAUUUCUCUAAGGAUGAAAAACUUCUAGUGUACGAUUACAUGCCUGGUGGUAGCUUAAGUGCCGUCUUGCAUGGCUAUGGUUACAAUGGAAAGACUCCCCUAGAUUGGAACUCUAGAAUUUCAAUUGCACUAGGAGCUGCACGAGGAAUACUCCACGUCCACUCUGAAGCCGGUGGUAAAUUCAUCCACGGAAACAUCAAGUCCUCCAAUGUCCUCCUCACACAAGAUCAUGAAGGCUGCAUCUCUGAUUUCGGCUUACCUCUAUUGAUGAAUUUCCAAGGCAUCACCUCGAGGAGCAUAGGGUACCAUGCACCAGAAGUGAUUGAAGCAAGAAAAGCUAGCCAAAAAUCAGAUGUUUACAGCUUUGGAGUACUUCUUUUAGAGAUGCUUACCGGGAAAGCCCCUCUAAAGACUAGUCACGGACAAUGUGAUGUGAUUGAUCUCCCUCGAUGGGUGCAAUCAGUGGUGAGAGAAGAAUGGACUUCUGAAGUGUUUGAUGUAGAGCUGCUUAGGUGUCCAAACGUGGAAGAGGAAAUGGUGCAGAUGUUGCAGAUAGCACUGGCUUGUGUUGCAAGAGUUCCUGAUAUGAGGCCUAGAAUGGAAGAUGUUGUUAGGAUGAUUGAGGAAAUUAGACCAUCUGAGUCAGAAGAGAGACCAUCUUCUGACGAGAACAAGUCUAAGGACUCUAACGCGGGUACUCCAACCCCCUGAUUCUUCUCAAUGCCUUCGCGUUGGAGCUAAGUUCUCUGACUGGUCAUCGGAGAAUGAUUUGUGAUAGCCAUAUCGUAAAGGUGAUAAUGCUUAUUCCUAAUUUAUGCAUUUUUUUUCUAGGCUUGUGCAACUGUUUGUUGAGCAGAUAAGCUUCUAGACUGGAGUAAUGUUAAAAGGCACUUGUGUAAAAAAAUACGUUUGAUUAUAAGCAAUGCAUGAAUUGUGCUUUGGCCUUUGGGAACA